Solanum lycopersicum (tomato) is the source of this 2257-nucleotide messenger RNA. RefSeq names its product probable galacturonosyltransferase 3. Lineage: Eukaryota; Viridiplantae; Streptophyta; Magnoliopsida; Solanales; Solanaceae. The record is from RefSeq and is a predicted model, not a curated record. Gene Ontology annotation, molecular function: polygalacturonate 4-alpha-galacturonosyltransferase activity.
AUUGUUGCCGAAAAUGAAAUAUUACGCUAAAAUGCAGAAAUUUGUCCCUCUUUUAACAAAUUGACAAAAAUAAAAAUAAAAAUAGUUGUUCAUCUGGGAAAUGCAGAAAAAUGGCGCAAUACAAAUACAAUUGAUCCCACUGUCAGAGGUCUCUUCUUUCUAAUUUGGUUGGCCAUGGAGGCUCGUUUUAGAGGAUCGUUUAUCUCCCCUACCUUGCUAAUCUUCUUCUUCCUGGUUGCACCUUCCCGAGUAGAAUUGUCAAAUGUAUCAUCACUUCAUGGAGAGCCGAAAGGUCUUUUCCCCUCAUAUGAUUGUCCGCAAUGCGUUAAUAGAAAGGAACAUGGUCGAAAUAGUGCUGCUCGUCCUGAUAAGAAAAAUAUUGACAUCCUUGUAACAUAUACUGAUGUUAAUGGUGCUGUUAGAACUAGGAGCAUAAACUCCAAGGACUUGUCAACUUCAUGGGUAUGGAGGUAUCCUAGUGAUGAGGAUGGUGAUCACAAGAAGAGUUCCAAGGAAGUGGAAGGGAAGUCUCAGAAACCGGAUAAGCUUGAGGGCACUAUUGAUCACUCUUAUGGAAAUGCAAAUCAGUAUGGAAUUGUUAUGGAGCAUAAAUUAGCAUCUGAGCUACAUCCAAUCAAACUCAAGCGCCAGAGGCUAAGAAACGAUAUAAGGGAACGACGGACUGCAGAGCUGAUCCAACAAGAUAAGGAAAUUGAAAACCAAAUUCAAGACGCUGCUAUUGAGCGAGCUAAAGAGCUUGACACAACUAGCAAGGGUAUAUACAAUAUAUGGAGGAAAGAAUAUGAAAACCCUAAUUCUGACUCUACCCUUAAACUUAUGCGUGACCAAAUCAUCAUGGCAAGAGCGUAUGCUACCAUUGCAAAAGUUAAGAAUGAAGAUUCUCUGUAUGAUUCUUUGAUAAAUCAUUCUAGAGAAAGCCAGCUUGCAAUUGGAGAAGCCACUGCUGAUUCUGAACUUCAACCAAGUGCACUUGACCGAGCAAAGGAUAUGGGCCAUGUUUUAGCUGCUGCAAAGGAUCAACUAUACGAUUGCAUUACACUAGCAAGGAAACUAAGAGUCAUGCUUCAGUCGGCCGAAACUGGUCUAAAUAUGCUGAAGAAAAGGAGUGCAUUCUUGAUACAGUUGGCUGCUAAAACUGUUCCCAGGCCUUUGCAUUGUCUUCCUUUGCUUCUCACGACAGACUUCUUUAUACGUCGAUAUGAAGAGAGAGAAUUUCCAAACAAGGAAAAGCUUGAAGAUCCUUCUCUGUUCCAUUAUGCAAUAUUUUCUGAUAAUGUACUUGCCACAUCUGUUGUUGUAAACUCUACUAUACUGCAUGCGAAGGAGCCUGAAAAGCACGUUUUCCAUAUAGUGACAGAUAAAUUGAACUUCCCAGCUAUGAAAAUGUGGUUCCUUGUUAAUCCUCCUGCUGCUGCAACAAUUCACGUUGAGAAUGUCGAUGACUUUACAUGGCUCAAUUCUACUUACUGCCCUGUACUACGUCAGCUUGAAUCUGCUAGAAUGAUAGAGUAUUAUUUCAAGGCACAUCAGUCAAACUCCCUUACAUCUGGCACCGACAAUCUUAAAUAUAGGAACCCAAAGUAUUUGUCAAUGCUGAAUCAUCUUAGGUUUUACCUUCCUGAAGUAUAUCCAAAGCUGGAGAAAAUCUUAUUUCUGGAUGAUGAUAUUGUAGUUCAAAAGGAUCUGACACCUCUUUGGUCUGUCAACUUACAAGGGAUGGUCAAUGGUGCCGUGGAGACAUGCAAAGAAAGCUUCCAUAGAUUUGAUAAAUAUCUUAACUUUUCUAACCCGAAGAUAUCUGAAAACUUUGAUCCAAAUGCCUGUGGAUGGGCUUUUGGCAUGAAUAUCUUUGAUUUGAAGGAGUGGAGGAGGCGCAACAUUACAGGAAUAUAUCAUUAUUGGCAAGAAAGGAAUGAGGAUAGAACACUUUGGAAACUUGGAACCUUACCUCCAGGGUUAAUAACUUUCUAUAACUUGACUCAUCCCUUGGAUCGGAGCUGGCAUGUCUUGGGUCUUGGCUAUGAUCCUGCCUUGAAUAAAACAGAAAUACAAAAUGGGGCAGUUGUUCACUACAAUGGAAAUUACAAACCAUGGUUGGAUCUUGCAAUUGCCAAGUACAAAGCUUAUUGGUCUAGAUAUGUAAUGUUCAAUAAUUCAUACCUUCAACUUUGUAACAUCAAGGAGUAGUAGAAUCACGUUUUUGCAAAUUAGUUUUGCUUAUAAUCAGUUUCUCUUA